AUGCCCUCCAAUUUCUUCUCGAAGCUCGUCAAGAAUGCGUCCUCUCAGUAUGCACCAGAGCAUCCUCGCUCUCCUUCUCCUUCUCCGAAACGCCAGCUCCCCUCCAACGGCGUAAACUCCGCCUCUUCAACCGCCAGCACCAGUCGCUCGAGAAGUUACUCUGAGAGUAAACCGAGACAACCUUCAUCCGAAGACGAAAGCUCGGACAACCCCAACGUCACCGUCGUCCCCCCCUCUCCGCGCAGCGCGAGCCAGGGCUCCGAUCUCACCGACGAGGAUGCCACCCCGCGGGCAGAGGUUCCUCCUACACUUGGAAAGCAUUACGGCAAUGGGACUAUCGACAGUAGGAAGAGGAGACCAUCGUCAUUGGCCCAGGUUACUACCAACGCUCCACCGUCGCAGACCACAACCUCCGCGCCGACCGACGAGGAGGGUCUUGCAACACCCACCCCCGCCAGUCGCACCACAUUCCACGAGCAGCCCGCUCCGGAGCACACGAUCUCCCCAGUCCGCUCCUUUGGCAAUCUCAGGAAAAAGAGCCCCUCGCCCAACCACCCACGCUCUUCGACCAUCGCGACGGACCAGUCGCGCACUCCGCAGUCCCCGCUCGAGGUCUCGCAUGUACCAUCCGCCGCCACCCAGAAGUCAUCGAGCCAGGGCAAGUCCAGCCGGAGCAAAAAGUCCAAGGCUAAGGACGUGCAGCUCCCGUCUCGACAUGAACGCUCUGCAUCCGUGCCCUCCACCUUCUCUUCCUCAUCUCUCCCACAACCGCCCAACAUUUCCGUCAUGGAGGAUGGCACGAUCACAUCGCCCACGGUCUCCGAGUCACCCACGGAGGAGAUGCCGUCCAUGCGCCUCCUCAGCAGCAACACCUUACCUAACUUCAGCUCGUCCCUCACCGUCCCGGACAACGCGGAUGCAGUCUCCAUCCGCUCCAACAGCAGCACCGUGACCACGUCGAAGAAGAUGCGCUGGCGCCGGCGGUCGACCCAUUCAGGGAAUGCUCCCGCGCCCGGCCAGUCCCCUUCGGCCAACGUGUCGUCCACGUCCCUGUCUCCCACAAAACGUAAGGGCACGGGCAGCAGCCUCGCGUCGGCCCUUGCCGUUCCGGGCGGCCUCGUCAUGUCGUCUGCUGGUAUGUCUAUCCCUCCCAUCUCAGUUGACACACCCUCCUCGCCCGGCAACUCCAGCCUCUCCUCGCGCAAGCGGCGUGACUCUGACUUCCCCAGGACGCCGCCCUCCGGACGCUCUCGGCGGACGUCGCUGAGCUACCCGACGAGCGAGCUGUCUGAUCGUGACUCGUUCCACUCCGGGGAGGACAUCAUUGGGCUAUCGGAGGACGACGAUGACGAUCUUGACCUAGAUCCAGACGACAUCCCCGUCACCGGCUUCGCUGUCGCGAGCAACAAGCGCAACCAGGACUUCCACGAGCAGUUCCCCACAAUUCCGGAGGGGGACUAUCUUAUCGAGGACUACGGAUGUGCGCUGCAGCGCGAGAUACUCAUCCAAGGCCGCCUCUAUAUAUCCGAGAACCACAUGUGUUUCCACGCUAAUAUUUUUGGUUGGAUCACCGACUUGUGCAUCCCGAUGUACGACGUCACCGCGCUCGACAAGCGCAUGACCGCCUUCGUGAUCCCGAACGCGAUCCAGGUCACGACGCACACCGCGAAAUACACGUUCACGUCGUUCCUUUCGCGUGAUACAGCGUUUGACGUAAUUUUCAACGUCUGGCGGCUCGCGCGCCCCGAGACUUCGUCGAUCGGCUCGCUGGCACAGAGCCCCAGGGGUUCCCUGGACGGUCCGAGUGGCGUUAUGGAAGCCGGCGUGGCGACGCGCAACGGCAACGGCCUAGCUACCCCGCCGGGUGAGGUGGUGAGCGGCAAGGGCCUUCGGGGCAAGGUAACGCGCUGUGCAUGUGGGAGGGCGGGCGAGCACUUCAACGAGGUCGCAAUGGAGAGCGUGUUGCCCGGCACUCCGGAGAAGAUAUACAACCUGAUGUUCACGAGCGGGUUCAUCAAGGACUUCAUGCGGGACGACCAGAAGCUCACCGAUAUUCAGAUCUCGGACUGGAUGCCUACCGCGGACAACCCGAAGCUGCUCGCGCGCGUGAUGUCGUACAUCAAACCGCUGAACGGGAGCAUCGGCCCACGGUCAACCAAGUGCGAGCUGCGCGACGAGACGAUCCACUGUGACUUUGACCAGUACGUCGCGAUGAUGACCACGACGCGGACGCCCGACGUACCCAGCGGCGGUGUAUUCUCGGUCAAGACGCGCACCUGCAUCACCUGGGCGUCGAGCAUAUCGACGAAGGUGCUCGUCACCACACAGGUCGAGUGGACGGGGCGCAGCUUUAUUAAAGGUAUCAUCGAAAAGAACGCGCUUGAUGGGCAAAGAAUGUACCACGCGGACCUCGACAAGGCGAUGCGCGACUACAUCCACGCGCAUCAGUCCGAAUUCAUCCCCGAGGGCGUCGAUGCGGCUGCCGUCGAGGAGUCGACAGAAGCGCAAGCGCCCGAGGUUCCCGUACUUGCCGAGCGCCCGCAGCCGAGCGAGGAGGAAGUCCGCAAAUCGCGCGAAUACGAGCGCAACCAGCGCGGCCUCCAGUGGGCGUACGAAACGUUCGAGGGCACCGCCAAGGUCGCGCGGCAGUCCACCGAGGGCGCGCUGGAGCUCCUCAGGGACGCCUGGGAUCAGUCGUCCACCACCACUAUCUUAUACUUUGUUAUCAUUUUCUUGGCCAUCAGUAAUAUCUGGACAUUGGGCAUGGUCGGGCGGAAGGAGGAGGUCGGCAGGAGAAAGGAGAUGAAGCGCACGGACGAGAGGGAGAAGUGGGUACAGGGCAUCGUCCAGGCGUUGUGGGAGGAGCUGAUCGCGAACAGAAACACGCCUGGAGCCGCACCGUGGCUGCGCUCAACCGGCGAUUGGAAAGAAGAGGUCGCUGAGAUCAAUGUGGUGCUUGAUGCCAUUGACCAGAGAGUGGAGAGUAUCAGAGAGAGCUUGAAGGACCUUGAUUAG
Sparassis crispa is the source of this 3015-nucleotide messenger RNA. RefSeq lists its product with no specific name. Bases 1 to 3015 code for a protein of 1004 amino acids. Gene Ontology annotation, molecular function: sterol transfer activity; sterol binding. NCBI's taxonomy places the organism in Eukaryota, Fungi, Basidiomycota, Agaricomycetes, Polyporales, Sparassidaceae. The transcript has 5 exons. The record is from RefSeq and is a predicted model, not a curated record. Gene Ontology annotation, biological process: intracellular sterol transport. Gene Ontology annotation, cellular component: endoplasmic reticulum-plasma membrane contact site; endoplasmic reticulum membrane; mitochondrion.